UUCGUUUCAAUUCAACAUCCGCCAACAAAAAACCACCCAGUACCAACAGCCAACAACACAAAGAAGGCAAACUUACAGCUUUUUUGAAGAGGAUCAGCUCUAGAAAGUUAAGUCUAAAAAGGAAGAAGAGUUUAAAGAGUUCAGAGAAUGAAGGCAGAGUUAGAGUUGCCACCUGGUUUCAGAUUCCAUCCUACAGAUGACGAAUUGGUGAAUCAUUAUUUGUGUAGGAAAUGUGCUUCUCAGCCUAUUUCUGUGCCCAUCAUUGCUGAGAUUGAUCUUUACAAGUUUGAUCCAUGGCAGCUUCCAGAUAUGGCGUUGUAUGGUGAAAAAGAGUGGUAUUUCUUUUCUCCAAGGGAUCGAAAAUACCCAAAUGGGUGUCGGCCGAACAGGGCGGCUGGAACCGGAUACUGGAAAGCGACCGGAGCCGAUAAGCCCAUCGGAAAGCCCAAGACACUGGGCAUAAAAAAAGCACUCGUUUUCUACGCUGGUAAAGCCCCACGCGGUGUCAAAACCAACUGGAUUAUGCACGAGUAUCGCCUCGCCAAUGUUGAUAGGUCCGCCGGCAAGAAAAGCAACAACUUGAGGCUUGAUGAUUGGGUGUUAUGUCGAAUAUACAACAAAAAGGGAAGCAUAGAGAAACAUUUUCCGAGUGAACAAAAAUCGUUAAGUUACCCAGAAAUGGAAGAUGAGAAACCGGACAUCAUAAUGAAUGGUCAAAACAUGCAACAACCGUGGUCGGUGAUGGCGAUGAAGAACGAUGUAAUACAAACGGAUGGUUCGGAGUCGAGUUGGUCGGAGCACGUGCCGUCACCGGAAAUCACGUGGGAGAAAGAAGUGAAAAGUGAAGGGAGAUGGAAUGAGCUUGAUUUCGGGUUGGAUUUCAUAGAUGAAGACCCAUUUGCCAGUCAAGUUGAUUACCAAAUGGAGCAACUGUCACCAUUGCAAGACAUGUUCAUGUAUCUACCCAAGACAUUUUAAGCCAACGUAGACCAAAAAUCCUACAAUUGUGGGGUCCAAUCCAAAUUAAAAACAUUUUUAAUUUAGAUUCAUGCACACACACAUUGCCAAACGAACAAUGGGUCAAAUUCAAAUUCAAUAGGAGGGGGUGGGUGACAAACAAUUGGAUCGCUCGAGGGUGUAAUAUAAUAUGAGCCGUCCAUUUUCUUCAUUUUGAAUAUUCAACGAAAUUGUAGGAAUAUUCUUGUAAUAUAUGUAGACCAUUUUUUUCAAAUAUGAAUAUUAUGAAAUAUGCUAUGUUGCUAUUUCUAGAA
Messenger RNA from Gossypium raimondii (Peruvian cotton), 1271 nucleotides. RefSeq names its product protein ATAF2. The record is from RefSeq and is a predicted model, not a curated record. The transcript has 3 exons. Gene Ontology annotation, biological process: regulation of DNA-templated transcription. The coding region runs from base 148 to 978 and encodes 276 amino acids. NCBI's taxonomy places the organism in Eukaryota, Viridiplantae, Streptophyta, Magnoliopsida, Malvales, Malvaceae. Gene Ontology annotation, molecular function: DNA binding.